AUGGCCGAUAAAAAGGAAGAAACCCAAGAGAUUGAUUACUCUCUCAACAACCCCGAUACUCUCACCAAAUACAAGAAUGCUGCUACUAUCUCCCAAAAGGUUUUGAAGGAUGUUACUGCCUUGUGUGUGGCUGGCGAGAAAAUUGUGACAAUUUGCCAGAAGGGUGACAAGCUCCUCGAGGAAGAGAUCGCAAAGGUCUACCGAGGAAAGAAGAUGGUCAAGGGUAUUGCCCACCCAACCACUGUUUCUCCUUCAGCUUUCGUAACACCUUAUACCCCUCUUACAACGGACGAAGCCGAAGCAAAUGUUGUUCUCAAAGAAGGCGAAGCUAUCAAGAUUCAACUCGGUGCACAAAUCGAUGGGUUUGGAACAAUUGCCUGUGAUACCAUUGUCAUUCCUUCUGCCGACAACGCAAAUGGAGAGAUCAGUGGAAGAGAUGCAGAUCUGUUGUUGGCGACACACUAUGCAAACGAGCUUCUGUUACGUUUAAUGGUUCCUCCUGGAUUGGUCCCAGCUGGCACAGAGGAGGAGCAAAAGAAGGCAACAACUAUUAAAGCUCCUACUCAAGCUAAGAUUACCAGCUUACUCGAGAAAUUGGUUAAGAGUUACGACUGCAACUUGGUCGAGCACACUACCUCUUGGCAAUUCGAGCGCAAUGAAAUUGAAGGAAAGAAGAAGAUCAUCCUUGCUCCAGGAGAUGGUACAAGAGGUGAUGGUGUCCCAGAAGUUGGCGAGGUUUGGGGUGUCGAGAUGGGUGUUUCUCUUGGUUCUGGAAAGAUUAAGAACUUCGAGAACAGAACCACUCUUCAUCGUCGUACCAACCUUACAUACGCCUUGAAGCGACCAAGUUCCAGAGCGAUUAUGAAUGAGGUUGUGAAGAAGUUUGGUACCUUCCCAUUCAGUUUAAGACAACUGGAAUCCGAGCGAGAUGCUAAGGUCGGUGUUGUUGAGUGUGUACGUGGAAACGUUUUCAGACAAUACGAAGUCGUCGGAGACAAGGACAACGAGGCAGUAGGAAGAUUAUUGACUACAAUUGCAAUUACCAAAAACGGCUUACAAAAGAUUGCCUCGCCACCCGAGCCAGAUCUUAGCAAGUUCAAGACUGAUAAGAAGAUCACCGACGAAGAGAUCCUCAAGAUUUUGGAGCAACCUUUGGCUAAGGAUAAGAAGAAGAAGGCUGCUAAGAAGCCUGCUGCAACAGAGUAA
This is a messenger RNA of Botrytis byssoidea, 1206 nucleotides long. RefSeq lists its product as uncharacterized. The coding region runs from base 1 to 1206 and encodes 401 amino acids. Lineage: Eukaryota; Fungi; Ascomycota; Leotiomycetes; Helotiales; Sclerotiniaceae. The transcript has 4 exons. The record is from RefSeq and is a predicted model, not a curated record.